Venturia canescens is the source of this 1849-nucleotide messenger RNA. It is a transcript of the gene Tmem98, whose product is annotated as transmembrane protein 98-like. Bases 308 to 1051 code for a protein of 247 amino acids. Gene Ontology annotation, cellular component: endoplasmic reticulum. The transcript has 3 exons. The record is from RefSeq and is a predicted model, not a curated record. Lineage: Eukaryota; Metazoa; Arthropoda; Insecta; Hymenoptera; Ichneumonidae.
GGAUGAACCGAGAAUCGGUGACAGGCUCCGCCGCGCGCGGUCUCGGUCUCGGCGAUCUCCGCCCUCCGCCGCUUGCACACGGUCGACAUACAGUACGUCGAUCGUAGAGCAGAGAGAGAUCCGUAGUAUAAUCAAAACGAUUGCAUCGACCUGCGGUAUGACGCAAUGUAUACUGUGUUUUUGACAUUUCCGAUCGGUUUUCAGCAUUUUUUUUUCUCAUCGAUCUAUCGAUUGAUCAUAAUUUGUCGAUGCUCGAGGAAAAUCUAAAUAGCAGUAACGGUAGACUAGCCAUCUUUUUGUCGCGAUUAUGAGUUCUCCAGUUUCAAUUGGCAAUGUCAAUGGAUCCUCGGGCACACCAGGUAUGGAGAUGGUUGUCGCAGUUGCGCUGGGUUCUUUGGCAGCUAUAUUCGUAGGAGCGUUGCUCGUACUACUUGUUAUUUGUCGUAGACAACGUUGUUACUACAGUCAAAAAGAUUCGCAGGAUCUUCACUCGGACCUGUUGGAGGAUGAAAAUGGGUUAGGGCUGGGACUGGACGCUUGGGAAAGCCAAGAGUGGCUCGCUGGUGCCGAAAGAUGGGUCGACGAUGCGACGGGUCUCGCACCACCGUGUAUCGCGGUUUUACGAUCUUGUCACUCGCUCGCGGCAAGUUUGACGGCGAUCGCUGGAACCGUUAACAGUAACACAGUUCCUCUGGAAAUCGUUGAUGUAUGUGCUGGCGGGGCGCGAAUUCAGCACAGUAUACACGCAACGUUGAUAGUAUCGUAUACGUUGCAGGUUGCUAGGAGAAUACCACCCAGGGUCGACGACGUUGUACGCAGUUUGUAUCCACCUCUGGACGCUCGUCUCCUGGAGGCUCGCGUAGCGGCUCUUGUACUCGCGGUAACUCAUUUAGCUCUCGUCACGAAACAUGGCGUUUCCAAGAGCCAAGUGAGAAAAUUGACCUUCAUAGAUCACGCGCUCCAGGAUAUGGAUUCCCACUUGUUGGUACUCCGAAAUGCUGCGCUCGCCCAAGAAGCGGCUUCAUCCGUUCCAGCCUCAACUCCAGUCUGAUAUUCCAACUCGCUUCGGAACGCGAUGACCGUGGUAUUAUUUAUUCUAAUCGCAUCUCUGUGCACAAACACCCAAGUCCGGAUUUUCGGACUCUUUGUUUUUCCAUCCAUCCAUCGAGACACACGAACCUAAUUUUUAUACAUUUUUAUACGCAAGUUACGUGACGAUUAUUAAAGACUCGCGUCAGCGUGCAAUCCUGUCUCGUUGAGAUUGGAAAAAUCAUUGAGUCUCCGUUGAGCGAUGCAAGUUUGUAAACGAUUGGACCCAAUUAUUCAAGCAUACGUUUCUUGAAUGCGUCAUAUUUUUUUAAACAAAUAUUCUCAUGGUAUUCGCUUUGAGAGUAGUCGUUUAAAACUUCAAUACUCUUUAUUGUAUUAUUCUCUUGGCGUAGCUCUUGAUAAAUUGUACAGACACGAGACUCAUAGUUUCUGAGAAAAAAAAACAGCUUUAUUGUGAUAAACGAUAGAUCGAUUGGGAAACUUGAGAAUGUUUCAAUCGCUUCAUCCGACUCUGCGUCUUCCAAAAUUACACUGACCUGUUUUUAAUGUCAAUUAUGCUCGCUAAUUCGCCAUUGUAAUAUUGCAUGUAUGCGUGCCUCUGUGUGUGUGUGUGUGUGUGUGUGUGUGUGUGUGUGUGUGUGUGUGUACGUGUACGAGUGUAUGGAUACAUUUUAUAUAAAUUAGAAUUGUAAAAAAUAUUGUUAUCGGAUAUUAUUGAAGUUGGAAAAAAAGUAAAAACUAUGAAAUUUGUAGAGGAAAAAAUAUUUUUAAUAAACCCGAGCGUAUUCACCGAUUAAAA